UCUUAUUCGAUUCAUUUGUAUUUUGUCUAUUCUGUGGUUGUGUCUUCUAUUCCGGUGCAAAGAAAAAAUUUAUAAAUUUUAGUGUGUUGUAUUGUAAACAAAUAAACGUAAAUGUUUAAACAAUUUUCGUUUCAAUGAGUGCAAUAGAACUUUAGCAAAACGUGUGGCAUAAUGGAUAAUAAAAAGGAUAUUUACAAUUUAUGGGUGCAGUACACGACCAAGAAUGAUGAAUCUUAUUUUCGUGAAUUUAUUGAACGCUUUGUCAACAUCUGGAAAAGUCAAUUGCCGGUAGAUUUUAAUCAGCAGGAUUUGCCACUAUGGCAUGAGGUGCGUCCAGACAAUGGUCCACAUUUGGGCCGUUUGCCGGAUGAAUUGUUACCAGCAAUUGGUAAAUUCAUCAUAAUCGCGCGGGAUGCAAGCGAAAAUGGUUCCCUCGACGAUGAGCAGAUACGACAAAUUGCAGUGCUGGUUGAUUGCUUGGUGAUAAUAUGUCGACAUUUCGAUAAUAUUUUGGCGAUUAUCAAAUAUGAGUAUAAAUCUAAUUUAAUCGCUAUAUUGACAAACACAUUCAAAGAGUGCAUGAGCCGCCAACAAGUCUCCAAGCAAGUAGUUCAUCUCUUUCGCAGUUUUUCACAAUUUCUUGAAGUUAUGUAUGAUCCAUAUUUAACCUGGCGUAGCUUUAUACGCGGCGUGUAUGCAGAUUUUCAUAAAAUACCCUAUAAACCGCAUACGGUGCAUGUGGAAAUUGUACCAUUUAUUUAUGAUUGUUUCCAGCGUGAGGAAAUCACAAAAUUUCCUUCAAUUGGUGAAUGUUUGGUGAAUACUUUGGGCGCUGUUAUUUGCGGAUCACAGAAAUCGCUAACAUCUUUGGCAACUAAAGGUACAGCAAAUCUUGGUGAAGGGCAAGAAAUCUGUGAUAAUUUGCGUAAUGGAAUGCGCGCCAUUUGCCCCGCAACCGUUUCAGUCAUUAUGAAAAUUAUUUCUCAAUGGGAAACCGCCAAUGAGCUGCGUACUGUAGCGCUAAAAUGUUGUGCUCUUAUGAUUGUUGUUUUACAAAAGUCUAGUCCUGAAGAACGCCAAAUAGAUUUAGUUACACUAAUUCAACUCUACUGUGAUGCGCUCCAUACACUGCUCACGACCGAUCAUUUUAUCAGCGUCAAUAGUGUAACAUUUGAAAUCGCAAGUGAUGAUGAGGCAAACGAUACGUUUGUUGAUGUGAAUGCGCUUACCGCCACAGUGGAGAAUGUCUGCCUUUUUCUUACUGAUGGCGUGAAUACGCACACCAUAUGUGAAGCUAUACAAGAGACUGCGCUUGUUGAUGCGCUAAUAAGCAUUCCAAAGCAGAUAAAGGGCUGGAAUAUGAACUAUGCGCCAGUGCUUUGUGCUACAACAAAAUCUUUGGCUGUAAUUACACGCAAUUCGCCUAGUAUUGCCGAGCAUUUACGUGUAUAUGAUAAAAUAGAGAAAUUUUUCAAAAGUUUAAAAACGUUAGCGAUGCCCAACGAUACCCUCUUGGACGCCUGUUUCAAUAUGGCUUACAAUGAACAAACACAUUCGCUUGUACUACCCGAAGUGGUGAUCAAAUUGAUUGAAUGGCUGCCGGAAAUGAAUGAACGUGAACAAAUUUAUUUAAGCAAUGUUAUACUGCGUGGCUGCACCACUAAUUAUGCAACAAAAUCCGUUGCCUGCGAUAAUCGCACAAUCAAAGCUGUUUGUGAGUGUUUGCAUCAAUAUGAAAAACUCGCCGAGAGUUGCAUACAAAAUUUCAUCAAACUGAUUGAAGAACUGAGCAAAGUUAGCAUUAUACCCAUUGAAUUAAAACGCAUUUUUAGUUUAUUACGUGAGGAGAGUGGCUUUCCACAGUCCAAACAGCUCCUGCAAACCCUAGUCGUCUGCUCAUUGCAAAGUCUCAGCAAUAGCAAUAUUUGUGCACAGUUUUUCACAAUCAGUGCGCCGCGCGAGGGCAUCACGGUGCCUGAUAUUAAGAAUUGGUCAAUGUCUGGCUCGUAUGGUUUUAUUUUUCACAUUCUCGUAAGAUUGCAAGAAUCUACAGACGUUUUUAGUAAGAAAGGUGGAAAACUUGCCGAAGAGGAGACGAAGAAAGAGAGUGAACGUCCGAAUUGUCGUCGCAUGUUGCUCAAUUUACGCACAGCUAGUCAAACAGGCUUUGAAGUCUUCAUACAGAAUAGUGGCAAUUUGGUUGUGGCCGCGUUAACGCGUCGUGAAUAUCUCACUUCAGUUGUGCAUACGAAAACCUUACUUGAUGCUCAAUGGCAUUAUGUUACCGUUGCUAUUACGCCACCUAAGCGUCCCUUUUCCUAUAGUCAAAUAAAUGUUUAUAUCGAUUUCAUGCAAAAAUUGAGCGCUACGCUUAAAGUACAAGCUGUAAAUGAGCCUUUCAACUUUUGCUCAAUUGGCUCGUCAGCAUUACCAUUGCGCAGCCAUCAGGCCGAUCAUCAUCCAUCCAGUGCUGCUGGUUCGCCUUUACCACGUUCAUCUUCACAAGAGAGUGGAAGUUCCUCUUAUAAAGGCGUGUUGCCCAGCUUACUCGAGCGUACAUUGUCUACUAAUGUUUCCAAUUACUUCACAUUACCUUUACGCACGCAAGCUUCAUUCGAUCCAAAUGUGAAAAAUUUUCCCAUCGGCAUGCAAGACACUGUGUUUGGCGAGCAAACUUGUCUGCGUGGUCAAGUGGGCGCUGUCCUGUUGGCAGAGCCCACGACAAGUAUUAAAACCAUAUUCGAUGCGGGCCUACAUUUCCCCUCGAUAUUCUCGCAAGACAAUGAUUUGCUCGAGCUUACAUCGCGUUUUGUAUUCUGCUAUGCACCUGGUGGUUAUUGGAGCGAAAGUUGUCAAGAUCUUAUACCGGGUGGACGUUUUCCAUCGCUGGUGCAUGCACAUCAUUGCUCCAUAGUGAAAAUACAGGAUACUAUAAAUAGUAUUGGCGGCGUACAGGCUAUUUUACCCAUCUUGCAUCGGCUCACCAAGCAACAAGAUGACUUUUCGCUGUCCAGCGCGGAUGGUAAUGAUUCGUUGGGUAGCGGCGAACACUUGCGUACGCCAACCGCCGAGGAGUUCUCCGAUUGGGAAAUGCUUUCUUCGAAUUCGUACACAGAAUGGAAGAUGAUACAAUUUCCUGUCGCAAGCUUCAUUUGUUUCUUGCGUUACCUCACACAUGGCCAUGAAAAUAAUCAGGAGAAUAUGUUGAAUAGUGAAUGCCUGCCUAUGGUUGGUGCUAUGCUGCAGAAGUGCGCACCUAGCAUGUUCGAUGUGAACGCCCUGAUGGCUACGCAUCUUUUCAUAGAAUCGCUACAGGGUCAAAAGUCGGAAAGCGGUAAUGCUCAUGGUAACAGCACACUUUUGGAAGUGCUGUACACCGAAAUCGCAUUCAACUUUCACAUUUGGGCGCGUAUGAAUUUUCAAAUAACACUAGGCCAUGUGCAGUACUUAAGUGCUAUGAUUAAGAAUGAUCGCAAGUAUUAUCGUAAGAAAUUUGGCAUACAAUUCUUUUUGGAUGUCGUGCGCGAGCACUAUUGUGCACCCGAUAGCAUAACGCCCGACGAUGCAAAGACCAUACGCGCUACGCUCUAUGCUAUUGUGCGUUUUUAUUUACAGAAGGAUGUGAAUAUAAAGGAGAUAUUUACAAUGAUUGCAUUUUUGGCAUCGGUGCGGCAGGAAAAUGUGCUUAUUGAAUUUUUAGAAAUGUUAACAUUCCAUGUAAAGGGCAAAAAUUGUAAAGAUCAAAUGAUUUUGUUGUUGCAUGAGCCACAAACAGCAAAUUUGCUUUACAAUUAUUUCGUGGACAAGAGCUAUAGCACAGAAGUGCAAGAGGCGGCCAUAAGGUUCAUUAACUCAUUGCUCAGCACCUCGCGAGUGAAUCAAAAAUACAAACAAAUAUUACGCCUGCACGAUAACGCCAGCGAUAGCUCACUCUUUCCCGGUUUCUUCUCCUACACCAUACCAAUGACGCUCAGCUCUACCAUACUCUUCCAUCUGGUCGAUGAAAUGUUAAGCAGCGAGGCUGAUUAUGCUGGUAUUAUUUUCCUGGUGCAUCACAUAAGCUCUUGUGAGCUGCCUGUGAAAUUGGAAAUAGCUAAACGACUACUACAAACCACCUUUGUCAAGCACAAUUCACCACAGGCCAUUGCUAAGCAAUCGGGUUGGCAGGAAUCUAUCGCACGCUUACUAAUACACAAACCAAUAACGAACGUGAAGCCGGAUGAGGAGAAGCGCAAGAGUUUUGGCAUUAGUUUGGAUGUACUUUUGGAGGAUAAUAAUGAUUUUACUAAUCAGUCGGAUUUAAUUAGUUUUUGUGAGCAACAAGUGGAGCUAGAUCAAUUGGCGAAACAACAUGGUGAUGAGCACACAGAUGGCGGUUUGAUAUUGAAUGAGAUACAAGCGAGCGUCACGGAGGCGGCCAAUGUUAUAGAGAGUGAAAUUAAAGAAUUAGCUGAAUCUGUUUCUGGUGCUGUAGUGGAAAAUGUGUCAUCGGUUUUCUCUGUUUUACGCCAAACAACACACGAUAUACAAGACACUUUUGAGUCACUGACGUUAGGCGCCUCCACUGAGGGUGAAACGACGAGUCUUUCGCGCCAGCGUACGGAGUCUGUAAGCUCAGAUAGCUCAACACAAUCGCCAAAACGGACGAUCAAAAAAGCGGAUUCUGAACAUAGAACCACAGGCUUCGAAUUUCCACCCGAUGCCGAUGUGGAUAGUGAAGAACAACUUGUCUAUCUAGUUUCAAAUAUAUUAUUCACCGUCUUCUGGCGUGGCGUUGGUAAUGAUCAUCCACAAUGCUGGAAGGAACGUGGACAAGUGCUCGGCUGUAUUAACUUGCUUGCACUCAAUAAUGAUCUAGUCACAUCCCAUCUCUCCCUGCGUUUGCGCAUAUUGGAAAUGGCUGUACAGGCAUCACUAUUCGAUCUGUCAGAGAAUGGCAAUCAAACGUUGAUAAAUCAAGAGAACGCUUCACAAAUUUUACGCAUGGUCUAUGACCUUGUCGUGCUCGGUUCGAAUGAGGAUGACACAAAGAAAUGUUCAACGAAGUUGCUGGAUGGUGUUUUGGCGCUCUUAGAUGCCUUGAUGAUCUUCCAACAGGGCUCUUCAGAUGAUUGGUCGGAUAUGAUACGCUUAUGCUUGGGUCUGCUCUUGAAAUGUUCAUAUCACCCUAAUCCGGGUGUGGUUGCUAUGGCAACGGCGAAGCUGCAUGCUAUUUUACAGAGUCGCAACACAGAGGAUCCCAGUGAAUUGGCGUAUUUGUUAUUUAGUAUUAAUCGCGCGUUGGAUAAUGCAAUUGAAGUUGGUAAUCCCGAGGAAUAUUCUUUUCUGAUGCCAGUUAUGAAGGCUUUGCUUGAGAAAUGCCGUAAAGUCUUUAAUUUGGAUACAAACUUACCUGAUUUGCCACCUACCUCAUCGGGUCCAGUAUUUUUCAAUGAUUUUCAAAUGUAUAGCACAAGCAAAAAGUGGCGUCAUUUUAUCGAACGCAUUGUGAAGCCCUUACAUGACGUGUACCAACGUGAGAUCGAAUUGAAUUUGUGGGAGCCUAUCAAUCGCUACUGGGCGGAAUGUUAUGAAGCGUGUAAGGCAGCUUCAAAGCGACGGGGAACUUACCAAGCAGAAAACCGACGAAUUUUCAAUCAAAAAAUCGUUAUGCCUUGGAAAGUACGUCAAGUUGAGGAGAUGACACGUUUGAACGCCGCUGCGCUUGCGCAAAAAACAACAAAUAGUCACAUAAAAAAACGUUGGAAGACGGCCAAAAGAUUUUUGUAUGGACCACGUGGACCCUGGUUUACGGGCAAUCCAUCUGAAGAAUUUUGGAUGCUCUCCAAUCACGAGAAUGUCGCACGCAUGCGUCUCAAACUCGAACCACAGCUAUAUCCAAAUAAGCACGAGAACGCGGCGAACCUCCGUGAUAAUGCCACAAAUGCCUAUGAUCCGAGAGAAAUUUCGGAAUUCGAUUCGACAAUUAAAAAUGCCGUUGUACGCGACUUCUUAGCGGACGAUGAGAAUCUACAACUCGAAGAGGAGCUGCGACAAUCAAUUGAAGCGCAAUCGCAACAGGACGUGCCGCUGGAAAAAUCAGUCAUUUCACAAGACUGUGAGCUCAUUACGCUGAUGACAAAGGUGAAAGGUAAAAUCGAGGUGAAUCAAACGUUGUUCACCUUUAUUGACUUGAGUCCACCAUCGGAAGAUGGCUCCAAGCAUGAUUUUCGCUUUCCGAUUAGCAAAAUACGUGAGGUGCAUCUGCGUAAAUAUAAUUUGCGGCGUAGCGCUUUGGAAAUAUUUUUAAUUGACCAAACUAGUUAUUUUCUGAAUUUUACAACAAGGACACGCAAUAAAGUUUUUACGAAAAUUUUGAGCCUGCAACCGCCAAAUAUUUUAUAUGGCUCUGGUCGUUCGCCAGGAGAACUGCUGCGCGCUUCCGGACUAACACAGAAAUGGGUGAAUCGUGAGAUAUCAAAUUUCGAAUAUCUUAUGUACUUGAACACAAUUGCCGGUCGCUCCUACAACGACCUCAGUCAGUAUCCAGUAUUUCCGUGGAUAUUGGCCGAUUAUACCAGUGAUGUUUUGGACUUGACUGAUCCUAAAUCUUUUCGCGAUCUCUCUAAACCAGUCGGCGUGAUAAACCCCAAAAACGAAGCUGGCGUACGCAUCAAAUAUGAAUCCUUUGAGGAUCCCUCAGGCGCGAUACCGAAAUUUCAUUACGGCACACAUUACUCAAAUUCAGGUGGUGUUCUACAUUAUUUACUGCGCGUUGAACCAUUUACCUCGCUACAUAUUGAACUGCAAAGUGGACGCUUCGAUGUUGCGGACCGACAAUUCCAUUCAAUACCGCAAACAUGGAAAUUAUUAAUGGACAAUCCGAAUGAUGUGAAGGAGCUAAUACCGGAAUUCUUUUAUUUUCCGGAAUUUCUCAAAAAUAUGAAUAAAUUCGAUUUGGGUCAUCUGCAAAUAACAAAAGAAAAGGUAGAUGAUGUCAUACUGCCGACAUGGGCGAACACACCCGAAGAGUUUAUAGCUAUACACCGACGUGCUUUAGAAUCAGAGUAUGUGAGUCAAAAUCUACAUCAUUGGAUUGAUUUGAUUUUCGGCUACAAACAAAAAGGCCCAAAGGCUGUCGAAGCGCUCAAUGUUUUUUAUUAUUGUUCAUAUGAAGGAGCUGUUGAUUUGGAUAAAAUCACAAAUCCUAUUGAACGUGAAGCUGUUGAAGGUAUGAUCAACAACUUCGGUCAAGUGCCAUCACAAUUGCUGCGCGAACCACACCCACGUCGUUUGACACAAGAGGAGACGUCAAUCAAAUUGGUGCGCGCCGAAUUGAAACGACCCGAUCUUACGCAAUUCCUCGAUAAGGUUGUGCAAUAUUAUUGUGAGUUAUCAACGCCAAAAGAUCCAAUUGUCUUCCUAAGUGCACCACGCAGUCCGCCACGUUCAUUCUUACAACUGAGUCCUGAUGUGCUGGUCAGCAUAUCGAAAUCGUGUAUACUUGGCGCCAAUUCGUGGAUGUCUUUUGACAAAGAUCGAGGCUUUUUGCUGGAGAUUGAUGCGACAACAACCAAUUUGAAAAAUCGCAAACGCAUCUUUGGUCCUUUCCAUCCUUCACAAACACCGCACUCACAAUUAUUCGCUGUAAGCACAGACGGCAAGCUAUUGUAUGCCGGCGGCAUUUGGGAUAAUUCGUUGCGUGUGUAUAACUUACAUAAGGGCAAAGCAGUGGCAUCUGUGACGCGUCAUUUGGACAUCAUCACGUGCCUGGCGCUGGAUAACUGCGGUUCCUACCUGGUAACCGGUUCACGCGACUGUACCUGCAUCGUUUGGAGUAUACAAAGUCAACAAUAUGGCAAUGCACCGGCGACCACAAACAUUCCAAUGCACGCGCUGACUGGCCAGGCGCAUUUACAGGCUGUCACACAAUUGAAUACACAAAAUAUGUUCUCACCCAAACCGCUUACCACGCUCUAUGGACAUGAUGAUGCCAUUUCCAGCGUCGCGAUUUAUACAGAAUUGGAUAUGGUCGUUUCGGGCUCACUGGACGGCACUGUUAAUGUGUAUACCAUACAGGAUGGCCAAUUUGUACGCACACUAAAACCAAUUGGCUGCACUGAGACAUGUGUACAAAUCUCAUUCGUUACAGUUUCAUAUCACGGUCACAUUGCAUUCAGCGCACUGGACGAUACCUCGCAUUCGGUGCAUGUCUACAGUAUAAACGGCACAAGUCUCGGCUCCAAAUACGUAUCCGGACGUGUAACUGGAUUGGAUACGGCUACCGAUUACUUGGUGGUGGCAGACGAUGCCGGUGAUAUCACCAUGAGCCGUUUGCAUGGCUUAAAACCAGUAUUUGACAUUCCACUGCAUAUUCCAAUACAAACGGUUGUGGUUACACCUGGAAACACACACAUACUUGCGCCACUGCGCGAUGGGCGACUAGCGGUGAUUGCUGUGCAGGUGCCGGCGGGCAACAAUAAAAAGCAUUCCGUACUCAAUGUUUAAUGAAAAAAAAACGGCAAAUUAUAAUGAAAAAUUGUAGUGAGAAAAAUGAAAUGAAUUCCAGUUAACAAAUGAGAUAAGUAGCACAAGUGUAUGUGGGUAUGUAGCCCUGUUAGUUUGUAAUUUAAAUUCAAAAUGUAGCAGAAAAAAGUUGAAAUUAUGAAAAAAAAAGAAUAUUUAAACAUAUUAUUGUAUGUAUGUAUGUACACUCACUCGUACGGCGUCUAAGCAAUAAGGAAAAAAUUCCAGACAGAAUUUUGCAGUUUUUGCAAAAAAAAAAAAAAACAAACAUUUCUAAGUUGUAAAUAAACACCGUUAAAUUGUUAUUGGCAUAAGCAUAAAGCAGAAAAUGGGAAACACGUUUAUAUUUAUUAAAAAAAAAAAA
This is a messenger RNA of Ceratitis capitata (Mediterranean fruit fly), 8869 nucleotides long. Its product is annotated as neurobeachin-like protein 1. Gene Ontology annotation, molecular function: protein kinase binding. Gene Ontology annotation, biological process: intracellular protein localization. The transcript has 35 exons. The record is from RefSeq and is a predicted model, not a curated record. NCBI's taxonomy places the organism in Eukaryota, Metazoa, Arthropoda, Insecta, Diptera, Tephritidae. Gene Ontology annotation, cellular component: membrane; cytosol. The coding region runs from base 172 to 8487 and encodes 2771 amino acids.